AUGGCAACCGACUUGCAAUCCCCCAUGGCCUCCACGGCCCAACCAUCUCCAGCCCCGUCCUCCACCCGGGCUCACUCCAAAUCCAGAUCGAGAUCUCGACCGGCACGACGCCGACGAGAUUCCUCCCCCGCACCGCCUUCCUCUCCACCGGGUCUGCCAACACCCGCAUUCUCGCCCGAUGGACACAGCGAUUUGGACGACGAGCUCGGGGAGGAAGAUACCCUUUCGCCAUUCGACGCUCGCAGAAUCACGCCUACCCUCCAUGCCUCGCUCGUAUCGGAGAUCCUCAAUCUCCGCCGCGAAGUCGAGAGUAAAACCAAAGCCAUCGACGUGCUAGAACAGAGUUUAGAUGAAUCGAGGACGGAAACGGAAACGCUGGGCGAGAAUUUGUCCCGGGCGACUCGCGAAGCGCGCUCCCUGAAACACCAGAUCCAGUUGUUGGAAGGUGGGACGUCAUCGGCGAUGACGGAGUUGGCCCGCGAGCGGGACGAAGCAGUGGAGAAUAUCAAUGAUGUUCGCAAAAAACUGGAACAAACGCAGAAACGGGCUCGAAGUCGUGAGGAAGAAGCGGAGCGAACGCAGAUGUUGUGGGAUCGCGAUCGCGACACGUGGGAGAAUGAGCGCCGGAAUUUAGAACGCAAGGUCCACGUGGUGGAGGGCCGGUUGAAAACGGUCCUGAAUGAAGUUGCGGCCGCGCAGGAAGCGGGUACGCUUGUCUCGCAACAUGGCGAGGAUGAUGAUACGGAGAAGGAUAAGACGAAAGGUAGCGAUACUGCUAGUGUGGCGUCGAGUAGUCAGGGCCGGCGACGCACGAGUAUGACCAGUGUGACGACCGAUGAGGGCGACAAUGACGCUCAUUAUCACAAUGUUCGGUACUCGGUUAUGAGUAUGGCGCCUGGCAAGGGUGAUUCGGGUUUGAAUCUGGCUCAGGAAUUGGCAUUCGACGAGGAAGAGGAAGAUGAGUUUGUCGCGUCUGAUGACGAUGAGACUCCCGCUUCGCCAGAGGCACUUCCCGAGGAAAGGCCGUUGUCCGUACAUUCGGCAGCAUCGCAUGAUAUUUCGUCAAAGGCGCGGAGGAUUCUGGGUCUUUCGAUGCAGAGUAAUGCGUCGGCUAUUGCUGCGGAGUUCCGUGCGAUGGAGCCGCUUAGUCCUGUGAAAGUGGACAGUCAAGUGGAAUAUCGCGAUACGGGUAUCCAGUACUCACCACCACCGUCGCCUGAAUCAUUGGUUGCCGUUGAGGAUGUCGAGCCUGUGCCUGCUGAUAUCCCAGUAUUGGAAGUCACGACUGAGGAGGAUGACGAAUUGUCUGAAAUGAAGGAUUCCUCCACACUGACCAUCGAAGUCGAAAUGGUUUCCAGCUCUUGCCAGACAAUCGGCGAGCUGCCCAGUCCCCCAUGGACACCCAAAGUUCCUGAAUCGCCGGUCCGUCCUGCCGUUGAGGCGACCCCAGAGCCAGUUCAAAUGGCAACUGCUUCGACACAGACCGAUCACAUACCCGAGGUUGAACGAGUCGCUGCUGGAAAGGCUACAUUGUCGCCCAACGAUGUGCCCGCACAAAUGGAUAUUCCAAUGAUUGCCAUUCACCCGCCUGCUUCUGAGCCACCUUCACCCCGCAACAGCGUCGUUCUUCCGCCGCAAACCAAGAAUGUCUCGGUGCAGGCCAAUUUCAGGUCCGUCGUCGAAGGCCGAUCUGUUGCCAUUCAGACCGAGGAGAUUCGCAUCGACCAACGACCUGUCAAACUCCCUGCCAGCCUCCUACCCUCCGCCAUUCCCGAUCUUCCUAUCCGAUCCGAAGUCAAAGAACCCGUCUAUCAACCAUACCGUCCACCCGUACCUCCACCACGAUCUGCCAAGAGAGAGCAACGGCCAUUUGCGGCUGAACGACCUGCCAAACCACCACGUGCGCAGCCUUCAGAGCUCGUGCAGGCUUAUCCGGGCAACAACGACAACGGCCCGCUCUCGGACGAUUUGGUUUCUUCUGGUCUGCGACGACCCUUCCGCUCCAGCAGUUUGUUCGCUGGAUUUGAACAGCUAAGUGACGACGAGGAUCCCGCCGCCGAAGAGCGGGAUAUCUUCACGGACGACGAGCUGCUCAACCGUCCAUUCGCAUCUUACACCCUCCGCCGUGGCAAAAUGGUCAAUGCCAAGUCACGACCCAGUCUCGACGAGAUGGCUCUUCCUGAAAUCGAUGAGCAUCUCUCUGAUCCCGAGUCACGCCCAUCUGACGUUGCUCGAGGCUCACGGCCCGUCCUCCGAUCCGGUGCAAGCGCUACUUCUGCUACCCGCCAGCCUGGUAUGCGCAAAAUGGCCAUGAUUUCCAGCGGUGCGGCAGCACAUCAGAAGACGCGCGCUCGCAGCCCUAGCGAACCCAGUCUCGAAAGCGGCAGCGCGGGAUCCAGCAUCGCCCCUCCCUUCCCUGUUCCUAUCCGCCUCAGUUCUCGAAAGAGUGGGCUGAAUGGUAGCGAUGGACCACCAAGCCCAACCCGCUCGGCGAGACAGUUCUCGGACCGUGGUGCGCGUGCAACAAUCGUGCGCCGGCCAACUCUGCGCCGAGUUCGCUCCGCAGCAGCAAUGUCCAACUCGGAUCUCCCCGAACGUCCUGAAACCCAAUCAUCACCAGCACGCUCUGCAUCCUCUUUCGUUUUGGAUAGUCCAUCUUACAACCCGCCUCCAAUGCCGUUCGAUGAUAUCACAGCUCCUCGUGACCGACGCAAUGUCCAGAAACGGGCCUCGCAUCGUGCAACUGGAUCUACGGGUUGGAACCAUGACCGGCGGGACUCGACGGGUGGCGUGCAACCAACUAGUGUGGUUGACGCAAUUGCUCAGACUAUGGUUGGCGAGUGGAUGUUCAAGUACGUCCGUCGCCGCAAGUCUUUCGGCAUGGGCGAGUCCAAGGAUAAUUGGGAGGGCAAGAACCCUGAUGAGGUAUCGGCCAACAUCACCAACAGUGGUGUCCGACACAAGCGAUGGGUCUGGCUUGCACCAUAUGAGGGUGCCAUCAUGUGGAGUAGCAAGCAGCCGACCAGCGGGCCUGCAUUGCUGGGCAAGAGUGGCCGAAAGUUCACCAUUCAAUCCGUCCUCGAUGUGAAAGACGACAACCCCAUGCCUAAAGGCAGCACCACUCCCGCUCCCUUCAACCGUUCCAUCCUCGUUCUUACGCCCCAACGCGCCCUCAAAUUCACCGCGCUCACCGUAGAGCGCCACUAUGUCUGGCUCACAGCCCUCUCCUUCCUCAGCCACUCUUCAAUGGGCCUCCAAGACCUCGCCGCCAUCCCCCCAGCGCCUCAAGAAGAGGCCGCCUCACCACCACCCCACGCCGCCCUCCGCCGCAACCCCAUCCGCGACUCUAUCCGCGUCGCAAAGGGUAAACCCCGCCCAAUGCCAAAGGGCAAACGAUCCUUCCCCGGCGCACUAGUGCCCGAAAUCCCCUCCGCAGGGGACCUGGACAACUUGGCUGCCGACGCACCCCACGUCCCCCGCUUCUCGAACCACAGCAGCCACCAUCAUACUCGCAAACGCAGUAACACGGCUCCACGCCCGCCCGCGUUGCACGCUAUCCGCAGUUUUUCCAGCCAGGGAACUGUGCCCUCAUCGCACAGCGGGACAACGGGUUCAAAUGAACCGUAUUUCUCGCCCGUGGCGCCUCCGGCUUUACCUGCGGGUAUCCGAAGUGGUCGAAGCAGUAUUAGUCGUACGUCGGAGGGGAGUGGACGUACAGCGAAUACGGCGACAAGUAAUAUGUUUGAUGUCGGCACUGUUCGUAUGGAGGCGUUCAUUGAUCACCAUGCUGAGCAGAUUAAUCGUCCUCGGGCUGUGCCGUCUGUGAAACAGCGGCAUGCGCGGAAGACGUCUAGUCAGUGGAGUGCAUAUGAUGGCCGGUCUGUGGAUGAGAGUGAGCUUUCUUUCCGAUCAGAUCCUUUCAGAGGGUUCUAG
Messenger RNA from Penicillium cataractarum, 3933 nucleotides. RefSeq names its product putative nuclear migration protein. The transcript has 2 exons. Gene Ontology annotation, cellular component: mitochondrion; cell cortex. Gene Ontology annotation, molecular function: tubulin binding; phospholipid binding. Bases 1 to 3933 code for a protein of 1310 amino acids. Gene Ontology annotation, biological process: establishment of mitochondrion localization; microtubule cytoskeleton organization; dynein-driven meiotic oscillatory nuclear movement. The record is from RefSeq and is a predicted model, not a curated record. NCBI's taxonomy places the organism in Eukaryota, Fungi, Ascomycota, Eurotiomycetes, Eurotiales, Aspergillaceae.